GCGGGGGGGUGGGGAUUCGCGUCGCGGAAAUCGCUGCGCCGCGCCUCGGGUGGGUUUGUGGAGGGCCUCGCGCCAUUGCAUCGGGGGGUCGUGGCCCGCCGUGGAAGAGCCGCUUGACGCCGUCGUCGGAGGAAGGUCGGUCCGAACUGGGCGGCAGGAGGAAUCGGGGCGCGUCCGCGGGCGCCCAGAUCGGGGGUUCCAGCUGGCUCCCCCCGGCGCCAUGGCCGCUGACUCCAGCAUGGGGUUCCACCAGGGGAUCACCGCCGCCGCCUCGGUCUACAACCACCACCACCACCACCACCACCACCAACACCACAACAACAACAUGCUGUCCUUCCAGUCGUCCAGCAGCGACGUCACCAUGGGCGGCGGCGGCGGUGCCGGGAUGGGGCUCGUCAGCAUGAGCGGCGGGCCGAGCAGCACCGCCGGCCUGUACCACUCUUCACCAAACAACCACAGCAGCAGCAACAGCAACAACGGCGUGUUCGGCAACGUGCCGGUGGUCCUCCAGUCGAGGAGCUCGCCGGGGGGCGGCGCGUCCCGUGGCGGCGGCGGCACCACCGCGUCCAAGUACAAGUUCGUCACCGGCUCGCCUUCCGAGUGGAGCGACCGCGAGCUGAAUAUACUCAACGAAGGGCUCACGAGAUAUGCUCGUGAACCUAAUAUCAUGAGGUACAUCAAGAUAGCCGCUAUGCUGCCCAACAGAACCAUCAGGGAUGUUGCAUUGCGAUGCUGGUGGGCUGCAGGUAAAGAUAGAAGGAAGAAACCAGAAGGUUUUUUUACAGGGAAAAAGAUGGGAGAUAUGAAGCCAAUGCAGGACAAAAUGUUUGCAUCUGCCGCCCCUAUGGCUAAUUUUCACAUGGCACCUACAAACAACUUGACCCCUUUCUCAAUAUCGAUGCAAAAUCCAAACCAGCAGUGUCAAGUUCCCAAGGAAGUUAGUACAAGCAUCAUCUGGAAGCAACCUUGCGAUGCCUUCACUUGUGCAACCCAGCAGCUCCUGGAGGAAAACAAUCAAUUGCUUAACCAGAUUGCUGCAAAUAUUGAAACAUUCAAGACGGGGGAGAGCAUGGAUCUCUUUCUUCGGACAAAUAGCAACAUCAAAACAAUUUUAAGCAGAAUGAGCGAGACACCUGGUAUCAUGGGUCAGAUGCCUCCUCUGCCAGAUCUUGCACAUGAGGACAAGCUUAAUUCACUUCUUCAAGUUGAUAGAAUGGUCCAAUCUUAUGGCGCAGCACACAGCUCACAUAUGAAGGAAGAGCCUCGAAGCUAAUGCGUGGCAUGCACCGAAAUUGGAAAGGCCACCAGAUAGAUGAUGGCCUUCAGCUUCUUUCCUUCGGUUCCAUAGUGGUGCUGCUAGGAAUCCCUACAUGCUGUUAUACUGACGGAGCACCAUGAACAGUUGCCGUACAUCCUUGAGAUAAUUCCCCACCCUUCCAGCUGAAGCUCGGGAACGGAUUAUGCAGUUUUGCGGGGCAUGCGAGCGGGGGAUACUUGAUUCGGGACUAGAGCGAAGUGACUGUAAAUAUUGGAUCGUCGAAGGCAUUUCCGUGUUUUGUUUUCCUUCCCCAAUUGGUCGUGAAUGCAUUUUUCGAAAGGGCUACUGCACCGUGCAUUUGCAUUUUUCACUUGUUCCAGUUUGUACCCUGUACAGUAAUGAGGCUUGCUCCCCUGAUACAUGCUGCGCCGUGUUGGUAAAAGCAAAGCAGCGAGCGGCGUUCCAUUUCAA
This is a messenger RNA of Triticum dicoccoides, 1729 nucleotides long. RefSeq lists its product as uncharacterized. The record is from RefSeq and is a predicted model, not a curated record. The coding region runs from base 221 to 1273 and encodes 350 amino acids. The transcript has 10 exons. NCBI's taxonomy places the organism in Eukaryota, Viridiplantae, Streptophyta, Magnoliopsida, Poales, Poaceae.